Messenger RNA from Papilio machaon (common yellow swallowtail), 2013 nucleotides. RefSeq lists its product as uncharacterized. Gene Ontology annotation, molecular function: cyclin-dependent protein serine/threonine kinase inhibitor activity. Gene Ontology annotation, biological process: regulation of cell cycle. Bases 236 to 826 code for a protein of 196 amino acids. Lineage: Eukaryota; Metazoa; Arthropoda; Insecta; Lepidoptera; Papilionidae. Gene Ontology annotation, cellular component: nucleus. The transcript is spliced from 2 exons. The record is from RefSeq and is a predicted model, not a curated record.
CGCGGACAGAGCGACGCGUGCCUCGAUUGCGCAGUCGAGAAUUUGAUUCCGUGCGUACGGACGUAUUUUAUCGUCGUCCGUAGCGGCGCGUUUUAUACGUUUUGUUUACUCUUAUUGGACAUCAACUUUAACUUUUAGUGCGUGAUGAACCUUAAAGUUAUUACGGUGAUAGAUUAAUCGCGCCUAACUAAACACAAAUAUUUUUUUGGUUUCUGCUAGGCAAAGAGCGUCGCGGAUGCGAUCAGGGAGUGCGUUCGCCUUGUGUUCGGCUGUGCAGUUGGACUCCGUUUCAAAGAUGUCUACGUUGAGUGUACGUGCCCCUGGCAUCCAGGCUACCACCAUGCUGGACACGAGGUCUCUCAGAGUGCGCGGCGUCACUAACAUUGACACAGUGCGAAGAAAUUUAUUCGGGUGCACCGAUAGAGAAGAGAAUAGGAGAUUUGUUGAACGUGAAUUGGCUCGACAGCUGGAAUUAGACAGUCAAAGAUGGGGAUUCGAUUUCGCAAAUGAGAAACCUUUACCGGGGCCGCAAAGAUUCGCAUGGCAACUGGUCCCUAUAUCGAGUAUCCCAGUGGCACUCAGAAGAGCACCGAUCACGGUCGCUACUCCCAAGCCGAAUGCACCCUCGCAGGAGACUCAAGUGGCAAGUCCAGAAAACACGAAAACACAAAAAAGGAUAACAGAUUUCCUCAAGCCCCGAAAGAGGACGGCAAGUAAUGGCAAGAAAUCUCCCUCCGUGCAUAAACACGAGUGCGGGCACGGAGCACACAUACGCCCCCCCAAGGUCGCCCGGCUCAACCAGACGCACUUCAAGCGCUCCAGCUAGGCCCGUCCGGUACACAACAGUCCGGAUGUGUCAGCCGGACACUAACACCGGACGCCUCGGCAACUGCAAUCCACGUGCAAUGCUAUCCCCGUGUAACGAACUGAACACGGGUUCGCGAGAUGCAGUGUGCAUUAUUUUAUAUCUCUUUAUUUAUUCUAUGCCAGACGUUAACAAGUCUCCGGCGACAUAUUUAAGUAAUUCGUAAGAUAAAUUCAACCAUUAUACUUUAGGAUACAUGUAUGAUAAAAAAUAUAUUUCUCUAUAGUUUCUGUCACUCGGUACAACAUAAAGUUCAAGUUGCUCAACGGACAAUCAAUAUCUCAAAACUUGUGUCCGUUACUGUGGAUUUUCGUUGCUGAAACACCUGUAAAAAAUAUACUGUCUUAUUCUCUAUGGAAAAAAGAGACAUCAUGUUUUUUGCAGUAAAAUUUUCACAGUUAAUUAUGCAAUAUUUCUCACCUUAUCACAGAUGCAAUAUGGAAGUGUGACGCAUAGUUUUAAGUUUAUUAUGAUCUCUUUGACAUAUUAAUUAAGUUAUAAUAGAUUAAGUGAUAAGUUAAUAAGGAUAUAGAAGUCGGGAGUACAUUUUAAGUUUUGGAUUUAGUUCAGGAGAUUGUGUGCAAGUAAACGUAACUUAAACGUUUCGCUUUGAAAAUGUUAAAACGUUGGCGGGAAUCAGAUUUCAGUCGAAGUGCGUUCGAACAUUUUCGACGCGCGUUUUGGUGCGCGCUUUUUGCGUCCCCCUAUUGCGCAGGCGCAUGGGGGGACACGAAGAACGGAAACUAUUGAGCAAGGCAAUAGAGUAGUAAAAUACAAAUACUCAAGAUGUUAAUUUUGUUGUUCGCAACAAAAUUAUAUUUUAUUUUGCCAAUACUAUUUAAUAAGUUAAAAACAAAUUUUUAUUUUAACUAUAAUAAUUGAGUAUUUGUGUUUGGAAACAAUUGUAGUAUAUUGAGCCUGUCUUUUAUUAAUAUAUUCGUUUUAUUGUUGCAUUUUGAUGGAGUAUAUUCUGUAGAGGAUUUGUUUUUUUUUUGUUCUUAUAAAUGUCUUAAACAUUUUACCAGGAUAGUUUUACGAAUUGUGGCGUUUGUAUCCCGGCGCUUGGAGGGUGCCAGUUGGGUCGCGGCUCUGUUUGAGUACAAAUUAUUUCAUUUCAGUUUAGUUAGGAGAGUCGCGUCCUACUUACA